Arabidopsis lyrata subsp. lyrata is the source of this 2070-nucleotide messenger RNA. RefSeq names its product cytochrome P450 71B5. Gene Ontology annotation, molecular function: monooxygenase activity; heme binding; oxidoreductase activity, acting on paired donors, with incorporation or reduction of molecular oxygen. The record is from RefSeq and is a predicted model, not a curated record. The transcript is spliced from 2 exons. Lineage: Eukaryota; Viridiplantae; Streptophyta; Magnoliopsida; Brassicales; Brassicaceae. The coding region runs from base 416 to 1912 and encodes 498 amino acids.
CAAAAACAUUAUGUGUGCCUCGAGAGACUUGACUUUAAUCAAACACAAUAUAAAUAUUAUAGAUAUAGAGGGAACAAGUUAACUUUAUUGAAAGUUUUUAAAACAAACAGAAGAAUAUUUAGAGUCGGCUAAAAGGCUUUAGAUAAUGACAACUUUUUAUACCCCUCGUAGGAAAUAUCUCUAAUAUUUACAUAUAUAUGGAAACUUUCAAUAAUAAUAGAGUGAGACUUUGUUGGUGAAAAACAAGAGAGUAAAAUAAAUAGAAACUUGGGUUUAGGGAAACUUUGAUUUAGUCAAAAGCCAACCACAUGCAUUGCCUCUAUGGCUCUAUAUAUAUGCGUCUUUGAGAACUCAUUAAUUACACUUCACUUCAAUCAAAGACAAGAAGAAAGUUUAGCCAAAAACAAACAAGAAAAUGUCUAUCUUCCUUUGUUUCCUCUUACUCUUGCCUCUCUCCAUUAUCUUCUUAAAAAAGCUUUUACCGUCAAAAGGGAAGCUUCCUCCGGGACCUAAGGGUCUUCCGAUCAUCGGAAACUUGCACCAGCUUGGAAGAUUUCUUCACAAAUCUCUUCACAAAAUCUCUCAAAAAUAUGGACCGGUGAUGCUUCUCCAUUUCGGGGUAGUCCCUGUGAUCAUUGUCUCUUCCAAAGAAGGAGCUGAGGAAGUGCUCAAGACUCAUGAUCUUGAGACUUGUAGCCGACCUAAGACGGUGGGGAGCGGGUUGUUUACUUACAACUUCAAAGAUAUUGGUUUUGCUCCGUAUGGUGAGAACUGGCGAGAGAUGAGGAAAAUCGCGGUGCUCGAGCUCUUUAGCCCGAAAAAGCUUAAGUCUUUCAGGUAUAUUAGAGAGGAAGAGAGCGAGUUUUUGGUCAAGCGGGUAUCAAGUUCUGCUCGUGAGACACCAACUUCAUCAGUUAAUCUGAGGAAAGUCAUUUUUACCUUUGCGGCAAGCAUCAUUUGUAGACUUGCUUUUGGACAAAAUUUCUGCGAUUUUGUCGAUAUGGAGACAGUGGAAGAGUUGGUGCUUGAGUCGGAGUCCAACCUCGGUUCCUUGGCUUUUGCUGACUUCUUACCUGCAGGGUGGAUCAUAGAUCGGAUCUCCGGUCAGCAUUCCACGGUGAACAAAGCCUUUGCCAAACUCACCAAUUUCUUUGAACUUGUGAUUGAUGAUCAUUUGAAGAGUGGAAAAAUCCAAGAUCACUCAGACAUCAUCAGUGUCAUGUUGGAUAUGAUCAAUAAACCCACUAAAGUCGGUUCUUAUAAAGUCACCGAUGACCAUCUCAAAGGAGUUAUGUCGGAUGUGUUUUUGGCUGGAGUGAACGCGGGAUCCAUCACAAUGAUAUGGACGAUGACAGAGCUAAGCAGACAUCCGAGAGUGAUGAAAAAACUUCAAGAAGAGAUUCGAGCAACGCUCGGACCCAACAAAGAGAAAAUCACAGAAGAAGACCUAGAGAAAGUUGAGUACUUGAAGCUCGUGAUCGAGGAAGCAUUCAGAUUACACCCACCGGCUCCUCUCUUGCUCCCAAGACUAACAAUGUCGGACAUCAAGAUUCAAGGCUACAACAUUCCCAAGAACACAAUGAUCCAAGUCAACACUUACACGAUUGGACGUGAUCCCAAAACCUGGACAGAACCCAACGAGUUCAUCCCCGAGAGGUUUGUCGAUAACCCUAUCGAAUACAAGGGUCAGCACUUUGAGCUAUUGCCGUUUGGAGCCGGACGUAGGAUCUGUCCCGGGAUGGCCACGGGGAUUACCAUCGUCGAGCUCGGCCUUCUUAACCUUCUUUACUUCUUCGAUUGGAGUUUGCCUAAUGGAAUGACCACUAAAGAUAUUGACAUGGAAGAAGACGGAGCUUUUGUCAUCGCCAAGAAAAUCUCUCUUGAGCUCGUACCAACUCUUCAUCGCUGGUGAAGAAUGUAACUAUGUUAAAUAAUAACAAGAUUUCUAUAUUUAUGUCUACUUUAGUACUACUGGUUUGGAUUUUGGUUUGUUCUUUGUUUUACUUUUACGUUUAUUUUGUCCUGUAAUCAGCAUGUUUCAUGUUUAUAUAAUAAUGUUUCAUUACUGUA